Messenger RNA from Rhincodon typus (whale shark), 2687 nucleotides. Its product is annotated as electrogenic sodium bicarbonate cotransporter 4-like. Gene Ontology annotation, biological process: regulation of intracellular pH; monoatomic anion transport; bicarbonate transport. The transcript has 20 exons. The record is from RefSeq and is a predicted model, not a curated record. Lineage: Eukaryota; Metazoa; Chordata; Chondrichthyes; Orectolobiformes; Rhincodontidae. Bases 75 to 2687 code for a protein of 870 amino acids. Gene Ontology annotation, molecular function: monoatomic anion transmembrane transporter activity; solute:inorganic anion antiporter activity; sodium:bicarbonate symporter activity. Gene Ontology annotation, cellular component: plasma membrane.
CCCCUGCUGCCGAGAGGCUGAGAUACAUUCUGGGAGAAGACGAUGAUGGCCCAACUCCAACACUUUUCACAGAGAUGGAUACUCUGCAGUAUGAUGGAGUUGAGUUAGAAUGGAAGGAAUCUGCCAGAUGGGUAAAAUUUGAAGAGAAAGUAGAGGAAGGAGGCGAGAGAUGGAGUAAGCCCCAUGUGUCUACGUUAUCUCUGCACAGUCUGUUUGAGCUGCGGACAUGUCUCCAGACAGAGACUGUACUGUUAGAUUUGGAUGGAUACUCAUUGCCACAGAUCAUAGAUGAUAUCAUUGACAAGCAAAUAGAAGAUGGACUUAUUAAAGCAGAGGUCCGAGAACAGAUAUCAUACAUCCUCCUGAGAAAACAUCGUCACCAAACCAAGAAACCCAUCCAUCGCUCUCUGGUUGACAUUGGGAAAUCAUCAACAGCAUCGUCAGCUCGCAGUCCCAACCGAAUCCCUGGUAUUGGGACAAACUUUUACCGCUCUACUGAAGACUUGGGACUGAGGCAGGCUGCCAGUUAUGGAUGGCUACGUCGUGCUCAAAGCAGAAGCAUGAAUGACAUUGCAGAUACUCCCAGCACAGAUCAGCUCAAGAACAAGUUCAAAAAGAAAAUACCUCGCGACUCUGAAGCUUCAAAUAUCCUUGUGGGUGAAGUCGACUUUCUGGAUAAGCCAUUCGUAGCUUUUGUCCGUCUUUUGCAGUCAACGAUGUUGGGUGGGCUGACAGAAGUGGCAGUUCCAACAAGGUUUAUUUUUAUUCUUUUGGGUCCUCAAGGGAAAGGCAAAUCUUAUAGCGAAAUAGGAAGAGCCAUGGCGACACUGAUGGUCGAUGAUCUCUUCAGUGAUGUGGCUUAUAAAGCAAGAGACAGAAAUGACUUGAUUGCUGGCAUUGAUGAAUUCCUUGAUGAAGUCAUUGUCCUGCCUCCCGGUGAAUGGGAUCCCAAGAUCAGGAUCGAGCCACCCAAGAAAGUCACACCAGCUGAGAAAAGGAAAUCUGUUUACUCUCUGAAUGAGGCCGGGCAGAUGAAUGGUUCAGCAGGAGGUGGAGGAGGAAGUGAUGAUGAAGAAAUGCCAGCACCUCAUGAACUUGGGGAAGAGUUGAUGUGGACAGGAAGGUUUUGUGGAGGGCUGAUACUAGAUAUCAAAAGGAAACUUCCCUGGUUGCCCAGUGAUUUCUAUGAAGCAUUCCACAUUCAGUCUGUUUCCACCAUUCUCUUCAUCUACUUGGGCUGUAUCACCAAUGCCAUCACCUUUGGAGGAUUGUUGGGGGAUGCAACAGACAAUUAUCAGGGUGUAAUUGAAAGUUUUCUAGGCACUGCGUUCACAGGUGCUGUAUUCUGCUUAUUCGGUGGACAGCCUCUCACUAUCCUUAGUAGUACAGGUCCAAUCCUCAUCUUUGAAAAACUUCUGUUUGACUUCAGCAAAAGUAAUGAUUUGGACUACCUUGAAUUCCGGCUCUGGAUUGGUCUCCAUUCUGCCCUUCAAUGCCUUCUUCUAGUUGCCACGGAUGCCAGUUUCAUCAUUAAGUACAUCACACGUUUUACAGAGGAAGGCUUCUCCAUGCUUAUCAGCCUCAUCUUCAUCUAUGACGCCAUCAAAAAAAUGAUUGGGGCCUUCAAAUACUACCCCAUCAAUUCUGGCUACAAUCCAGACUAUGUGACCAUGUACAAGUGUGAAUGUGCGGCUCCAGAUUCAGUGAAUACAACUCUGUUCAAUGCUUCAGAUUCACUGGCUCUGAAUAACACUAACAUUUCUUUGUAUAAUAUUGUCAAUACAACAGCACUGGACUGGAGUCAACUCAGCAAGAAGGAAUGCCUCACAUACGGGGGGAGCCUGGUUGGAAAAUCCUGCAAGUAUGUUCCAGAUCUAGCCCUAAUGUCUUUUAUCCUCUUUUUUGGCACAUACUCCCUGACUGUGACCCUCAAGAAAUUCAAGUUUAGUCGCUACUUUCCAACCAAGAUCCGAAGCCUGAUCACAGACUUUUCUACAGUAAUCUCCAUUCUUGUUUUCUGUGGAAUUGAUGCUGCAGCCGGACUGGAUACACCCAAACUGCAUAUCCCCAGUGAAAUCAAGCUCCGGAAACUUAUCAGUGACUUUUCUAUCUUCACGUCUAUUCUGAUUUUUGUUGGGAUUGAUGUUCUUUUUGGACUGAACACACCAAAACUUCAAGUGCCUACUGAGCUAAAGCCAACCCGUUCAGAUCGAGGCUGGUUUGUUCUUCCCUUUGGUAAAAAUCCCUGGUGGAUCUAUCUUGCCAGUGCUUUACCUGCUCUCCUAGUAACUAUAUUGAUCUUCAUGGACCAACAAAUCACAGGGGUAAUUGUGAACAGGAAGGAGCACAAAUUGAAGAAAGGAGCUGGUUACCAUUUGGAUCUGUUCUGGGUUGGUCUUUUACUGGCGAUUUGUUCUUUUACGGGUCUGCCAUGGUAUGUGGCAGCAACUGUUAUAUCUAUCGCUCACAUUGAUGGUUUAAAAAUGGAAACGGAAACCAGCGCACCAGGAGAGCAACCACAGUUUCUUGGCGUCAGGGAGCAAAGGGUUACUGGUAUUGUUGUGUUCAUCCUGACAGGAAUAUCUGUAUUUCUGGCUCCAAUUCUGAAGUUCUGUACACCUCAAGACCAAUCUCAAUUUGUUGCAGUGGAUUCUUUCCAGUUCUGGAAAGUCAAACUGAAGCAUUAA